AACUUUUCUUUACAGGAUAUAGAUAUAAGAGAUUCUCUUGAAUAUUUCUGUCACCUUUAAAUAUAUUUUUAACCCUUGAAUUGACAAAAAUCACAUAUCAUUUUCCGUUCACGUAUUCUCGAUAUGGCUGACUCGGUCUUGUUCGUUUUUGAUAAUGUUAUAAUAUUGGAUAAAGACCAUGGAAGAACAUUUUGCAACAAUGAAACUGGGAGAAUCGGACUGUGAUACUACUAAAUUGACCAGAGCUUUUAGUUUUUCGGAACUACCUUCACCUCAACGAAUACGUGUAACGGAGUCUUAUCAAUCCGGGAAUUCUCCUGGCUUAGUUAGACAAUACAGUUGCGAACAAAUCUUUGGGCAAACUGGAAAUUCUAGACGAUACACAGUGUCAGAAGUAAUUUCAUGUAGAAAUAACGAAAGCAGAAACGAAUGGCAGAAAACGAUAUCUUAUUCAGAUGCAUUUAAAACACCUAAUUGGCAGCUAUACGACAAUAAGGUACUAAGAAAGUCAAAUCUUGUGUCGCAUAAAAUAACGAAGGAUGUAGAACACAUGGAAAUCGAUCAUGUAGACACUGUAAAAGGACAUACUCCUCCACCCGAUGAUCUCAAAAUAGAUACCAAUACAAACAAUGAUCCAGUGCCCGUGCCGCUUGAAAAUAAACAAGUCGACGCUGAGAAAGUAAAGAACAUAAAUUCUUAUGAAGAUGUUAAAAAGAAACUAAGACCACUAGUUGCAUCGAAGGUUAAAGUUCCAGUUAAGAAAAGAAGAAAUAUGUUUUGCCGCGGUUUAACGUGUCUGUGCAUCCUACCGAUUAUCGUAGGAAUAAUUGCUCUUUUAUUGAAUCCCGUUUCGUACCCUGUUUGCAACCGUAUGUCGUGGUCUGAGAAUAUCGCUGUCGAACUAGAAGAAAAAUUACAUGGACAAACAAACGCGAUCAAAAAUAUUGUUCAUACUUUGCGAAACGACGUUGAUCGUCUGAAGGCCGUGUGUCUGGUAGGUGGAACAGGCAUUGGAAAAUCCUACACUACCGAAAUUAUUUUGAAGAACUUCCCAAAGAAAGAAAAGAUAUUUGUACUCGAUGCGACAGUAGGACACGAACUUUAUGAUAAAACCAGGCCUGCGAUCGAUUCUUUCGAGGUGCUGGUCGUAGACAAUUUGAAGAUGGUAGAUUUGGAUGGAUUUGUUCAUCUGUUAAGUAAACUGAAACAGAUCAACGACACUUGCAUCACAGUGAUCGCGAUGUUUAACGUAGAAAAUGUGAACGACCAAUUAGCACGGGAGAUAGACUUAACGAAAAGUGUCGAUGAAAUUAGUCAAGCGUUCGCUGAUAAAAUGAUCGAUGUGUCUGUUGUGCCGUACGAGCCCUUGACCGAAUCUGCAUUGAAAAUGUGCAUAGCAGAUGCAGCGACCUACAGUGAUUUAAAUCUUUCGGAGGAUCAAACAAAUGAAAUUCUGCAAAUUUUAUUGUCAUCGCAUGCCGGUUGCAAAGGAGCUUAUGCCAAAGUGCAACUUAUUGGUCGAGGGUAAAUUUGUGUUUUUUGUUUUUCAAACGAUCUCUCUAUUUGCUGUUUAAACUGUUAUUAUACUUAUUACACGUACUGUGAUUGCUGAUUAAAAUCUUCGAACGGCUCUCCUAAUGAAAAAGGUUCUGACUGCGACACCGUUCGUUGCUAAAUGCGUUUGAAUGAAUAGACUGUUGCAUUUCUUAGUGAUACAGGGUGGAGUAUGUAACUAAAGCUCCGAUCUAAUUUAAGUUUAAACAAACAGACUCGAUGUUCGCGAAGCUAUUCAAGCUUCCAUCGAAAUAUAUUAUUCAUUAAAAUAACUGUUCACGAUAUAAUCGAAGCUAUUCCAGUUGUUGCAUGAUCCACCCCAUAUAUGUAUUGUUCCUUCUAUACCAUGUUUUUUAUGGAGCGUGCGGUGGUACGGUUUGCGUACGUUUUGAAUUUUGAUAGAAUAUAAAAUGUGUUUAUUAUUUUUGAACCGCGAAACGAUUUCCGGAGGAAAUUAAAAUGUACGUCGCGAUACGAUAACGAGAGAAAUAAAAUGUACCGAAUACUA
Molecule: messenger RNA, 2062 nt
Organism: Megalopta genalis
Lineage: Eukaryota; Metazoa; Arthropoda; Insecta; Hymenoptera; Halictidae
Source: RefSeq, a predicted model, not a curated record